GGCUGCGGGACGGCGAUGGGCGCCGCGGCGGCCAAGGAGGCGGGCGGGGCCGGUGGGAGCCUCCCCGGGGCGCCCCCUCCGGACUGGCCGCGCCUGCCCAACGAAGUGCUGGCGCUGAUCCUGAGCUGGCUGCCGCCCGAGACGCUGGCCACGCGCUGCCGGCUGGUCUGCCGCCGCUGGAGGGAGCUGCUGGACGGCCCCGCCGUCUGGAAGCUGCAGUGGCGGAGGGAGCCCGCCAUGCGCGCCGCCCUCGAGGCCGCCGGCCGCUGUGCCCGCCUGCGCUGGAGCCGCCUGGCCGUCCGGCGCCCGCUGGGCCGGAACCUCGUCCGAAACCCCUGCGGGACAGACCACUUCCAGCAUUGGACGGUCCAAAUUCCUGGGUGGAAUGACGGGUGGAACGUGGAAGAGAGCAGGGCCCGGCUGGAAGGCGCGGAGGCCCAGACCUGCUUUGCCUCCUCCUUUGGGUGGUGUCAGAAGGAGCAGAUGAUCGAUUUGCUGAAGGAGGGUUUCUGGCGGGAUCUGCUGGACACUUACCAGCCUGAUAUCGUGGUCUCUGACUGGUGGGGUGGCCGUCAGGACUGCGGCUGUGAAUACGAGCUCUAUGUUGUCCUCUUGGCAGCUAAUAAAAAAAGGAAGAUUGAUGUUUUUGAAGCCAAACCAGAUCCCAUCCCUCAGUGGAAUGACGCCUCGUACCAAAAGGUAACCCACACAUUCAGAAGAUACGGCCCCGGAGUCCGCUACAUACUUUUUAGACACAGAGGGAAAGACACGCAGUUCUGGGCAGGACACUAUGGUGCCCGGGUGACAAACUCUUCUGUCAUCAUCCGCUUUUCCUCGGAGUCUGCAGAAUCCCUGGAGCCUGAGCUGUCUUCCCAGCACCCCAGCCCCGUUUUGCCUCCAAAAUCGCAUUUCUGAACUGGCGAAAAAUGAGUAAGAGGAAUCCCAGGCAUAUUCCGUCCCUAACUUUAAAAUGCAGGUAGCCCUUGGCUUACCACUGUUUAGUGACCAAAUUUACAACGGCACUGAAAAAGAUGACCUCAGACCAAUUUCCAUAGUGAUGAGCAUUGCAGGAUCCCCACGGUCGGCUGAUCAAAAUUCACAUGGCUCAGCAAAUGGUUCAUAUUUCUGACGGUUGCAGUGUCCCGGAAUCAAGUGUUUAUCUUUUGUGACCUCCUGACCAACAAAGCCAGAUUCACUUAACAACGGUGUUACUGAUUUAAAAACUGGAGUGAUUCACUUAAUAAAUGUGGCAAGAAAUGUCGUAAAAUGGGGCAAAACUCACUAAACACGUUUCUCACUUAGCAACGACGUUUUGCCUGAACUGUAGUUGUAAGGGGAGGACUAUCUUUAAGCCACAGGUGUCAAACUCAAUCGCGUCAUGUGACGUAUCGCGACCUUCUUUGCCUUUGGGGAGCUGGGGUGGGCGUGGCCUGUGCAUGAUGCAUCUGGCGUGUAGGCCGCCAGUUCGACACCCCGGAAAGUUGUCAACCGUUCUGUCAUUAAUGCAGUAUACUUUAUAUAUUGUGCUGGUUGAGGAAUUCUGGGAGUUGAAGUCCAGAAAUCUUAAAAGUUGCGAAGGUUGGAGACCCCGGUUCUACUUCCUCUCAGUGGUGGUUGUCCGUAGUUAUCAAAGCAAAAGAUACUACAUCAAUAUGUUUUCGUUUCAAGCAGGGGGAGAAAUGUGCCCCUUCCUCCCUCCCUUCACCCCAUGCAGGAUUAAUUGUAUCCUUGAGAAAAAUGUUAUUCUGAAAAAUGGUACCAAAUAUACUUGUGAAUGAGUGGAGAAUUUUAAAUGCCUGAAUACAUCUCCCAAAUUUCUUUGGCUUGUCCAUGAGACUAUACGGAAAUAUAAAUAUUUGUGUACCCUGCAUGUACUUGUGGAUAAGCUGACCCUUGAAUUUUUAAUCAAAAUAGCAUGAAAAAUGGAUAAUCCCUGGAUUACCUAUGGAUAAGCCAAUUAUGAAAAUUAAAUACGAAUAUUUUAAGGGUCAGCUUAUCUGCAGGUGGUGCAUUUUUUAUUGUAUUUUGAUUUUUGAGGGUCAGCUGAUGCGCUGGUUUUAACUGCAACUGUAUGGUAUAUUCACUAUUUAAGAAAUAAUGUCGACCUCCUUAAAAAGCUUUGAAAGCUCCAGUCAAUUCCCGCAGGCACGCAUAUGCGCACGCACACCCUGUCAGGACUGCCAUGCUUCGCCAGAUGCCAGUCUGCCAUAAGCAAAGGGGGGAGGGAGCUGCAGGAAGGGGGAGGGUAACGGGAAUUGUAACUCCUCUUCUGCCCUCUUGUGGGAGCUGCUGGCCGUUCCAAGCUCAUGGAAGGGGAUAGGAGACCAUCCAGCCUGCCAAACCCAGGGACUUCUACCAAAACAAUUGGUUUGGAUGUAAUCGGACAGUUUAAGAUAACCAGGAGGACGGUGGGCAGAAGGGAAAAUUAACCAGAUGCUUUGGGUGCAAAACUUCAGAUCCGGCUUUGCUUCUCUGUAACAACUGGGCUUUAGUAAAGUGCACUUUCCUUUACAACA
Molecule: messenger RNA, 2516 nt
Organism: Pantherophis guttatus
Lineage: Eukaryota; Metazoa; Chordata; Lepidosauria; Squamata; Colubridae
Product: F-box only protein 27
Biological process (GO): ERAD pathway; glycoprotein catabolic process; SCF-dependent proteasomal ubiquitin-dependent protein catabolic process
Cellular component (GO): SCF ubiquitin ligase complex; cytoplasm
Molecular function (GO): ubiquitin protein ligase activity; protein binding
Source: RefSeq, a predicted model, not a curated record